AUGCCCUCCCAGGCCCACCCAGUGGGUGGUAUGCCCUCCCAGGCCACAGUGGGUGUCCUAUGCCCUCCCAGGCCCACCCAGUGGGUGGUCCUAUGCCCUCCCAGGCCCACCCAGUGGGUGGUGCCCUCCCAGGCCACCCCCUCCCAGGCCCACCCAGUGGGUGGUCCUAUGCCCUCCCAGGCCCACCCAGCCCACCCAGUGGGUGGACCUAUGCCCUCCCAGGCCCACCCAGUGGGUGGUCCUAUGCCCUCCCUCCCAGGCCCAGGCCACCCAGUGGGUGGUCCUAUGCCCUCCCAGGCCCACCCAGUGGGUGGUCCUAUGCCCUCCCAGGCCCACCCAGUGGGUGGUCCUAUGCCCUCCCAGGCCACCCAUGUCCCCUCCCAGGCCCACCCAGUGGGUGGUCCUAUGCCCUCCCAGGCCACCCAGUGGGUGGACCUCCCAGGCCCACCCAGUGGGUGGUCCUAUGCCCUCCCAGGCCCCCCAGUGGGUGGUGCCCUCCCAGGCCCACCCAGUGGUCCUAUGCCCUCCCAGGCCCACCCAGUGGGUGGUCCUAUGCCCUCCCAGGCCACCCAGUAUGCUAUGCCCUCCCAGGCCACCCAGUGGGUGGUCCUAUGCCCUCCCAGGCCCACCCAGUGGGCGCACCCAGUGGGUGGUCCUAUGCCCUCCCAGGCCCACCCAGUGGGUGGUCCUAUGCCCUCACAGGCACACCCAGUGGGUGGUCCUAUGCCCUCACAGGCCCACCCAGUGGGUGGUCCUAUGCCCUCCCAGGCCCACCCAGUGGGUGGACCUAUGCCCUCCCAGGCCCACCCAGCCCACCCUAUGCCCUCCCAGGCCCACCCUAUGCCCUCCCAGGCCCACCCUUGGGGCUGCACCCCUGCCUAG
Oncorhynchus nerka (sockeye salmon) is the source of this 882-nucleotide messenger RNA. Its product is annotated as proline-rich protein 2-like. Bases 1 to 882 code for a protein of 293 amino acids. The record is from RefSeq and is a predicted model, not a curated record. The transcript has 5 exons. Lineage: Eukaryota; Metazoa; Chordata; Actinopteri; Salmoniformes; Salmonidae.